UGGGACAGAAGUAUAUGGGCGUUCGACCCCGUAACCACAUGAGCGAGAUGUUCAAGGAGACCUCGAUUCAACCGGAUGCUGGCCACUCAGUGCCGGUUAGCAAUUUCCUUAACGCUCAAUACUUCUCAACCAUCACCAUCGGUACGCCGCCACAAGAGUUCAAAGUGGUUCUCGACACCGGAAGCUCCAACCUUUGGGUUCCGUCGAGUGAUUGCAACUCCAUUGCUUGCUAUUUGCACAGCAAGUACGACCAUUCGUCUUCGUCGACCUACAAGAAGAAUGGAUCCGAGUUCGAGAUCCGAUACGGCUCCGGCAGCCUCAGCGGAUAUGUCUCGCAAGAUACGCUGCAAAUCGGAGAUUUGAAGAUCAAGGAUCAGAUCUUCGCCGAGGCCACCGCCGAGCCCGGCCUUGCCUUUGCUUUUGGCCGAUUCGAUGGCAUUCUUGGGCUGGGAUAUGACACCAUCUCUGUGAACGGGAUUCCCCCACCUUUCUACAACAUGAUCGAUCAGGGCCUGAUUGAUGAGCCUGUAUUUGCGUUCUAUCUUGGCGAUACGAAAAAUGAGGGCGAUGAAUCUGAGGCUACCUUCGGCGGUAUCGACAAGAGCCGCUAUACCGGCGAGUUGAUUAACAUUCCGCUGCGCCGCAAGGCCUACUGGGAAGUCGAUCUUGACGUGAUCUCUUUCGGCGAUGAAAGCGCUGAGCUCGAGAACACCGGCGUUAUCCUUGACACCGGCACGUCGCUCAUUGCCCUUCCGUCCACACUGGCGGAGCUUCUGAACAAGGAAAUCGGCGCCAAGAAGUCCUUCAACGGACAAUAUACCGUCGAAUGCGACAAGCGUGACGGUCUCCCUGAUCUCACUUUCACCUUGACCGGCCACAACUUCACCAUCGGUCCCUACGACUACAUUCUUGAAGUCCAAGGAUCUUGCAUCUCCGCGUUUAUGGGAAUGGACUUCCCCGAGCCCGUGGGUCCUCUCGCCAUCCUCGGCGAUGCUUUCCUCCGCAGGUGGUACUCCGUGUACGAUGCGGGCAAAAACUCGGUUGGUCUCGCCAAAGCCAAGUAAGCUAGGAGAUACGGUUUGUCGUUGAGUGUCAGCAUAGAUAGCGCGUACCAGCGGAUUGGGAGGAAGAGGGAGCAGAGUAUAGUGCGAUAGUAUCCAUGGGCACUGGGGUCAUGAAGGGCGUUAUGUACAAUGAUUUAUUUUCGUUUGCUACUUUGAAAUGCUCUUGUAGUAUGCAUAGUCUGUAGUCGGACAUCAUUUCUACUAUCUGUUUCUCUCUACUUGCUAUACAUGGCUACUGUCAAGCUUCAACCUACCUUAUGCAGUGAACUUCUAGUACGCUCCGCUCGGGAUGUUGACUCGUUUUGGGAUGCCCGCUCAUCUCGUCUUGCCAUUGGGGGAACAGCACAGUCAUUUCUCCAUCGAAUCUACAUCUGGUACUAUCCGGCCCUCCAACAAUAACCGAGAGCUGUGACUAGAUACUGUUCAAGUUAAUAAUAGUUAACUUCAU
Eremomyces bilateralis CBS 781.70 is the source of this 1512-nucleotide messenger RNA. RefSeq names its product peptidase A1. Gene Ontology annotation, biological process: proteolysis. Bases 15 to 1064 code for a protein of 349 amino acids. The record is from RefSeq and is a predicted model, not a curated record. NCBI's taxonomy places the organism in Eukaryota, Fungi, Ascomycota, Dothideomycetes, Eremomycetales, Eremomycetaceae. Gene Ontology annotation, cellular component: fungal-type vacuole. Gene Ontology annotation, molecular function: aspartic-type endopeptidase activity. The transcript is spliced from 3 exons.